GGCCUCAUCUGGGCACCUCCAGCGCGCCCUCCGCAAGGUUGCCGCGCUAUCUUUGGCCAGUGGGGCCAACCUGCACGCGCGCUGGAGGCUCGGCGAGUUCAACCCAGCUGCGCCGGUGACCCGGGCGGCCGCGGCGAGCCUGGUGCAUGCCGCCCGCCCGCCGAGCGGCCGCUUGACCAUGCUGGAGCACGUGGCGGUCUCGGCGGACACGGAGAUUGCUUACCGAGCGCUGCUGCAGGGUUUCGUGGACUACUGCCUCCACUCCAGCCGCGAUUGGCACGCCGUGGAGGGUCUGGACCUAGCCGUGACUUCGCACAUGGACAGGCUGUGCUUGGAUGGGCACCUGCCCGACAAGGGCGGCAAGUUUCUCGCCGCCCUGGCCCGCUUUGCGCCCGAGCUCCAA
This is a messenger RNA of Prorocentrum cordatum, 403 nucleotides long. The record is from the annotation of a GenBank genome assembly. NCBI's taxonomy places the organism in Eukaryota, Dinophyceae, Prorocentrales, Prorocentraceae.